AUGCAGUCGCAAUCCGCUGCCGACAAGCUGUCGUCCGGCGUUGCCGCACCUGAGCUUUCCGCACAACAACAGAGACGCCAGGCAUCGGUGCUGACAUCACAGACGGCACCUACUUCGCCUGCACUCCGCCCAACGACGCUCAAGGCAGAGGCUGCUGCAGCGUUGCCAUCCUCUUCAUCCGACUCGGCCCUUGCUUCGUCCGAGAAGGCGUCGGCAGUGGCCGAGACGGCAUCGUACGUCGCUCCACCCAUCCCUUCCAGCUUCAAAACUUCGUUCGCUGCAUGGUGGAAAGCAAAUCCGGUGCAAGACGCCGCCGAAGCUGAGCUGCAUCUGUACCGCUCCACUGGCUACUUUGAAGGUGCUUCGGUCAACAAUGUCAUCUGCGAGAACGAGGUGCUACGCGAUGGCAAGGGGCUGGCGCACGGUCUAGAAUGGGCACGCCGAGCUGGCGCUGCUACCACCAAUGACACUGUGCCACCGGCAACGGCGACGGCUACCUCUUCUUCUAUGGGUUCUUUCUUCCAGUCGCCCAAAUUCUGGCCGUUCCAGCGCAGCAAGGAGCCUUCGACUAUGACAAUCGGCCUCACGCCGGCUGCUGACGGCAAGGUAGGCUGCAUUCGUCUCGUCGAUCUGGGUGGCAAUGUAGCAAACAGCCCUUCCUCUGCCCGCAAGAGCCUGCCUGGUUCGGCAUCUUCCUCGCUCGCUGGCUCUCCCGCAGUCAGACCAGCUGCCGAAAGUGGACUGCCUGUCCUCGGCGAUGCCAAUCUAGACGGACCAGCGAUCAACGAUAAUCUCGAGCUGACCCCAACACCAGAAGCCGGUGUCAAGCCGUACACGCCUCCAUCAGGACGCAAGAUCAAUAUGCUCGAGAUCGGCAUCCCCUACUCGAAGGAGAAGGAGCAAGAGAUCAAGAACGAGACCAAGAUUGUGUUGGCGCACGGCUAUGGUGCCGGCAGCGCCUUCUUCUUCCAGAACAUCGAGUCAAUGGCCAAAGUCCCCAACUCGCGACUGUACGUGCUUGACUGGCUAGGAAUGGGUCGAUCCUCGCGCCCCACCUUCCACAUCCCGUCGAGCGAGACCAAGAACACCGAUACGCGUGUAGCAGCUGCAGAGAGCUUCUUCAUCAGCAGUCUGGAGGAUUGGCGAAGCAAAAUGGGUCUCGAAAAGAUGGUGCUGGUGGGGCACAGUCUGGGCGGCUACUUGUCGCUUGCAUAUGCUCUUCGGUAUCCUUCGCGCGUCGAGAGACUGGUGCUGGUGAGCCCAGUUGGUAUACCGACGGCGCCGCCUGAGGAUGAAGUCUCGAAUGGCGGCACGUUCGCGCCCAAGAACCGAUCGGCUGUGGAGCAAGAAGUCAAGCAGCCGCAAGAGAACAUUGCACCACAAUCGACCAAACAGGAGAUGAAAGACGAGCGUACCGCUAAUGACAUGGUCAAGAAAGCAGCGCAGAACCGCGCAGGUGGCAUCAUCGAAGGCAACAGCAACAGCGCAUCCUCGGCCACCCAGCCCUUGGCGCGCUCCGAGACGACUCAGACGGUCGAUUCCGCCAAGAUUCCUCGCUCUGGACAGUCGAGUGAGCCCGAACGCGGCUCGCAUAACCCGCCAAGGUUCUCGAAGCGUAUGCGAUCCGUGUUUGGCUUCCUGUGGGAGCAAAAUGUGUCGCCUUUCGGAAUCCUGCGAGGUUCGCUCUUCUUCGGACCCAUGUUCGCUGGACGAUACACAUCACGACGAUUUGGCGCACUGCCCGAGGACGAGCUGCGAUCGCUGCAUGCCUACUGCCAGAGCAUCUUCCUGAGCAAAGGAUCGGGCGAGUACUGCCUUGCGCACAUCCUGGCGCCCGGGGCGUACGCUCGGCGACCCAUGGUGGACCGCAUCGAGCGACUCAAGAUGCCCAUGAGCUUCCUGUACGGCGAGCACGAUUGGAUGGACGUGCGCGGUGGCAAGGAGGCGGUCAAGCGCCUGCGCAAACAGGGCAAUGUCAAGACGAACUGCUUCGUCGUGCCCAACAGUGGGCAUCACAUCUAUCUAGACAACCCAACGCCGUACAACUCGCUCAUCACCAAGAUCCUGCGAGGGCAAGCGGAUGCGUCGUCCAAGUAG
Molecule: messenger RNA, 2097 nt
Organism: Kalmanozyma brasiliensis GHG001
Lineage: Eukaryota; Fungi; Basidiomycota; Ustilaginomycetes; Ustilaginales
Exons: 1
Coding region: 1-2097 (698 amino acids)
Biological process (GO): cardiolipin acyl-chain remodeling
Cellular component (GO): mitochondrial inner membrane
Molecular function (GO): A2-type glycerophospholipase activity
Source: RefSeq, a predicted model, not a curated record